GCAAAUCAGUGCACAGGUCACGGCACGUAGAAGUCCCCAUCCACCACCUCCACCUGAAGCACAACCCUCUCCUUCUCCUCUACAUAAACCAACACACCCUUAAGAAUUAUGUACACAUAUCCAGCCGAGUUAAUUCCCUCGCCUACUCCAUUUCCACCAUCCACGUACACCACCUUUAGCUCCAUGGCUUUCCCAAGAAACAAAUGCCUGUUGGCAGCCUUGGCAGUGAUCGCCCUCUGGGCUUCUCACGCGGCAUCAUCCCGCACGCUCACCGACGUAUCGACGAAGGAGAAGCACGAGCAAUGGAUGGCUCUGUACGGGCGCGCGUACAAAGACGCGGCCGAGAAGGAGCGCCGCUUCAAAAUUUUCCAAGCCAACGUCGAAUUGAUCGAAUCAUUCAACGCUGGGAACCACAAGUUCAAGCUCGGGGCCAAUCAGUUUGCGGACCUCACCAAUGAAGAGUUCAGGGCCGUGCACACAGGAUUCAAACCUUCCCAGGCGAGCUCGGGGAUGGCGACGAAGAGCUUCAAGUAUGAGAACGCCACCGCAGUGCCCGUCAGCAUGGACUGGAGGGCCAAGGGUGCAGUUACUCCCAUCAAGGACCAAGGCCAAUGCGGAUGCUGCUGGGCCUUCUCUGCUGUGGCCGCGAUGGAGGGAAUCACCAAACUCAGCACCGGGAAGCUCAUCUCUCUAUCGGAGCAAGAGCUCGUCGACUGCGACACCAAAGGCGAGGAUCAAGGAUGCGGUGGGGGUCUCAUGGACGAUGCUUUCAAAUUCAUCAUCAAGAAUGGAGGCCUCACGACCGAAGCCAAUUACCCCUACGAGGCCGCUGACGGCACGUGCAACACGGGGAAAUCGCAUUCCCAUGCGGCCACCAUCGGCGGCUACGAGGACGUGCCGGCCAACAGCGAGGCGGCGCUCCUGAAGGCGGUGGCGAACCAGCCGGUGUCGGUCGCCAUCGAUGCCGGCGGCUCUGCUUUCCAGUUGUACUCGAGCGGCGUGUUCACGGGGGACUGUGGGACCGAAUUGGAUCAUGGUGUCACUGCUGUUGGUUACGACAAGACGAGUGAUGGGACUAAGUAUUGGCUGGUGAAGAACUCGUGGGGUUCAUCUUGGGGCGAGAAUGGAUACAUCAGGAUGGAGAGGGACGUGGAUGCCAAGGAGGGGCUCUGCGGCAUUGCCAUGGAAGCUUCUUACCCAACUGCUUAAGGGGAUGGAUAUGUAUAUGUGUGCUUCUUAUGCUUGUCUAUGUGCAUGGCUUCAAUCUUGCUGACACCUACGGUGUUCAAAAUUACAGCAAGGUAAAAACGUGCCUUUGGGCCUCAAAAUGGAAGUCUGGAUACAUAUAUAUAUAUAUAUAUAAUUGUCGAUGUAGUAUAUAAGUUGGGCAACAGUCUUCAUUCUGAUCUUCCUAUUCAUAUCAGCAUAAAUCGCAGCUUAGCUUGCUCAUUGGCUUUGGAUCUAGGGAUUCCUAGUCGUUGUUCUUGUCGUUGUGGACUUCUCAGAGUUUCUUCCUGCAUUAAAUACGGAGGCCUUACAAAUAUUAGUACGGCUGCUA
This is a messenger RNA of Phoenix dactylifera (date palm), 1558 nucleotides long. The record is from RefSeq and is a predicted model, not a curated record. NCBI's taxonomy places the organism in Eukaryota, Viridiplantae, Streptophyta, Magnoliopsida, Arecales, Arecaceae.